Molecule: messenger RNA, 3459 nt
Organism: Carcharodon carcharias (great white shark)
Lineage: Eukaryota; Metazoa; Chordata; Chondrichthyes; Lamniformes; Lamnidae
Product: small vasohibin binding protein
Exons: 3
Coding region: 627-839 (70 amino acids)
Biological process (GO): negative regulation of protein ubiquitination; protein secretion
Cellular component (GO): apical part of cell
Source: RefSeq, a predicted model, not a curated record
CGGCCACAAAGCGUUCCGCUGCAUUAACCGCCGCGCUUUCACUUCGACCCCCGCUUCGAGUGAGGAAGGCGAGCGUUUUGCCUUCGCCUUCGGGAGCCGCUCCUUGAAUUCGGUCGCAGCUUUUUCACUGUAGCGGCAGCUCAUGUUAAUGUUAAAUAUCCACCUCCCCCCCCCUCCCAUUGAAUGUCUGAGUGAAGGGGUUUGACCUCCUAGUCUGGGUGAGAGAGGAAGGGGCCCAGCCUCCUUCAUUCCCGACCAGUUUAAGCUGUUUCUCAGCCGGGGGUGGCCUCACAAUUGACCUCGGUGGCUGAGAGGAAGAAUCAGCCAGGGUUCCCCACCCCUCAUCGCUCUCCAUUAGAAUUUGCCAAAGUGGGGUCUUUGAAGCAGGCUUGGCUGCAAUGUUAACAGGCAGAUAGCUUGUCAACACUCUCUGCUUAGCCACACACAUCCAACUGAUUCCUUAAAAGCUAUGUUCACAUGGGGCGACAGUCAUCCAUGGAAUUGUACCCCUGUGAGAAGCUACUGCUGUCAAGAGAGGAGAACAGUUUGGUAUUUUGUAAAUGGAUUGUUGUCCAUUUGGAUCUCAUGCCCAGUUUUUACUGUCCGUUGGGAUCUAAAUAUAAGAGAUGGAACCAUCCUGCCGUAAGGAGAAGCCAAAGCCAAAGGAACCACCCUAUCGAGGGGACAAAGCCAAACAAAAAUCUGCUUUACAAGAACUCAAGCAGAGGCAGCGAGCUGAGAUCUAUGCUUUGAACAAAGUGAUGACAGAGCUGGAGCAACAACAGUUUGAGGCUUUCUGCAAACAAAUGCAGUCGCAGAAUGAAUGUGGACAGCACUGACUACCUGACACAAUCAGCCCAGAACAGGCAGCUUUUUUUAAAAACACUAAAUGCUUAUGAAGAGCAGUACAUUUUUUUUAAAAAUCCUGUUCUUUGUUCAUAUGUCGUCCUCAAAAGUUAGGCAAAUAACUAAAUAACUCAUCUCAGAUCACAACUUUUUAUCAGGAGGAUAGGACCACAUUGGCCCAGAUCUUCUGGUCUCUGGAUCGUAGGAGACCAGACAUACGACCCAAGAUGCACGUUGGGACCCUGGAGAAGUCCCAACGAGCUGAUCCCUGUGGGAAUUGCCCAGGAAGUUUUAACUUCCGAUAGGCGAUUGCCCAGGACCCUACACAAAAGUCUCUGACUCUAAGCUGGGGUCAGAAACUUUGAACGGUCCCGCAAUACUUGCCUGAAUAGUUACCCAGGAAAUGUCAGGAAGAAAAAAUCACGGGCAGGAUUUUCCAGCCCUUCACUGCCGGGAUCGUCCAGCCCUGCCAAAAGUCAAUGGACUUUCGGCUGAUCCGUCGCAUUCCCCACAGCGGGUUCCACCACACCAAGGCUGGAGAAUCCCAGCCCUAGUCUGACUGCUGGGUAACUGCAGAACUGACCCCCUCAAUCACGCACACUGACACAUCCCCACCCAGUCCACCACCCUCCGGCCUGACUACCCCAUCCCUUAGGUGAUCAACCUCACAAGCCUGCCCCCUCACCCACCUGCCACCCUAUCCAUUCACUCAUUCAUCCACUCACUAACUUUCACAUUUGACAUUUAAACUUAUGUCAGCUAGUGCCAUGAAAAGGAAGCAUGGUUUGUCUUCCCACCGCCCCCUUUCCCUCCGACACUACAGUGCUGCUAUGGAGAUUUUCAUGGGACUGUACACUCCGCAUUUCUGAAGAAACCAGACACAGAAGACUUGGCCAGAAAUGUGGAACACCAUCGAGGUGUUGAAAAGUUCGAUUGGAGCAGCAAUCCGGUGAUAAUUGCUGCUUUGUGGAAGAUCUGGGCCAUUGAGUUAUUUUGUUUCCCUCGAGUUAAAAUGUUUCAGGUUAAUGUGAAGCUUGGUAGCAAACAGCGAGGCUGCUGCCCCUGAUUGUUGUCUAGCAUCUCCCACUGCUCCUGUAUGCAUGUGCCAAUGUUGGGUAAAGACCAACUGGGCUUCAGCUGUAAUGCCCCCUGCAUGCUGAAUUAACCUUCCAUUGCUUACUGCUCAAGCUAAAUGGAGAAUGGUCAGUAAGUGAAGCACUGAGGGACUGCUGUCCUCUCCCAAGUCUAGAUUUUAAACAGAGCUUCAUACUGACCCAGCUGCUUUUGAUCUGUGAAUGAUGCCAAUCAUUUCCCAUUUUUAUCAAAUGAGCUGAGAAGAAUAACCCUCGCAAGCAAUUCCUAUUUAAACGUGUUUUUCUUUAGAAAAGUCUAGAGCAAGAGAAAGCCAUUUGAAGCACCCUGUAUCCAUUUGUUAUAUCAAUGCACCGUGGACCCCACCCUAAACCACCAGCACUGUUUCUUGCUGCUGCCCUCCAAUAAGUAACGCUAAAUCCCUUCUCCCUCCCCUGAAAAAUAUCAAGCAGUGCUAACCCACGAACACCCUCUUCCUCACAGCCAUCUAUCCCGUGCUCUCUUUUAGUUGGCACUUGAACCUACUCCUUUCUCCAGGAAUCUGUUCCAAAUAUGCGCUGUCUUGUUGGGGGAAAAAAUGCUUUCUCUGACCUUGUCUCGAGUCUUGUUUUCAGCAAGCGGACCCUUCUUUCAAACCACUAUAGAAUUGUUUUGCUUUGCUUUCAGCCAGAAGAGUUAAGCUUCGCUUUGCACCCAAUGCUAGGAAACUCCAGAGCCAAGCAGAGUGAGACUCCAUUCUCCAGCUUUACAGUGCCAGUAAGGUUGCAGUAUAAAUGCACCUUUUGGCUCAUUGGCACCAUAGGUCAAUAAGUUUUAAAGAAUCCUUGGAUCAACCUUCCUAUUUUCCUAAGCAUCACUAUUGGGUUGUUUCAUUUCUGUGAACCUCUUGAACCGAGGAGUUUUAUCUAGUCUGAAAUGUCGAUACCUUGUACGUCUCCAGCGAUGUUGUGUACCACUCACUCUAGCUUAACCUCCAGUUGAAAAGGCCAAAAAAUGUCCUCCUUCCACCCUCCGCUGUUGCUCUGAACAGAGGGUUGGAGCAAUGUAGUCAGGAGGACCAUCUGUAAUAUUGAGGGCUUGGGAUAAGCACUAUUUUGCUGGAUGGAACAGGAGAAACGUAAGUUGUAAAGAUCGGAAGCCUCCUCCAAGAGUACUAUUCAGAUUUGGAGUGCAAAAUGGAGCACAGAAAUGAUGAAAGCAAGAUUGCCUUUUUUGUAGGGUCUCCAUUCUUCAAAUGACAAGACUUUCCCAUUGUGUCUCUUUAGAGAAAAUGUGUAUUUAUAUUCUUGUAUUUAUAUGCUUGAUUAUUUAUUGUCAUUAUAUACAGUAAUUUGUAAAUUGUGUUGUUUCAGUUUCCAUGGGGAAUACUGGUGGCAAACUGAGGGAGGCAAAAUGACUGCCACUGUAAAUGAUCAUAAAGAUGGAAUUUUAGCUGGAAAUGAAAGUCUUAGGUAUGAUAUUUAGCUCAAAGUACUGCCCAGUGUCACUGUAUAAAUAAAAUAUUGUGAAAAUAUUUUGGGC